GGGCACAUCGUGCUUCUUGGGGCUCAUGGCCGUUGGGGUGUGUAUAAAUGUCUCUCUCGCUGUGUGAACAACAAGAACAACAACAACAAGAACCAUCAGCCCAAGUGACACCCUCUCCCCUCUCUCUGCGGUCCCCCCCGCUCAGAGCUUAGAAACCAACAAGGUCGCUUUUAUCAGCGCCCCAGUUGGAUAGCAGCGGUCUCCUUUUGGUCACAUCCUCCUUUUCCCAUUAGCUAGCAGAUCCUCAACAACGUUUCACGAUAGACAACACAUACUAUCGCAAACCGUGCGAUCACAGCGAGCUUGCAUCCGGCACGCGGUCCUGUCUUUUGAUGAACGCUUAGGAGCCUACGAGCAGGGCUGGGUGAAAGUGGACUCCAUUGCUUUCACCUGAAGAGUCUUUGUGUCUGUCAUUGUCUUCUGGCUAAUGUCAGCCCAUCCAUCCUCACGAGACUUCUGCAUUCAUGGCUGCCAUGUACGCGGCCAACUUUGAACAUUUGCUUCAACUUCAACAGCAGCAGCAGCUGCAACAACAACAACAACAACAACAACAACAACAACAACAACAACAACAACAACAACAACAACAACAACAACAACAACAACAACAACAACAACAACUUCAACAACAGCAACAACAGCAACAGCAGCAACAGCAGCCUUCCUCUUCUGCCUCAGAUCGGUCAGCUGCAGCCCAUAGCCAAUAUCCAGGCUUGUCCUCUUCCUCACAUCUAAUUGCCGAAGGCUCUGAUGAAUUCGGAGCCGCAACCACUUCAGCAUUGAGCGAGCCCCAGCUUAAUAAUCCUUCCAACUUCACUACGGCCAUGCCCGGACCCACCGCCAUGAAUGGUGGUUUGGGUAUGAAUCCUUCUGGCCUCAACAACGCUCUCCUGGCGCUGUUAGCUAAUAACCCAGGACUUGGCAACUUGUCUGGCCUACCUUCUUCUUUGGCACUCAAUCUUCAGGCUCAGGCGCAAGCACAAGCUCAGGCCCAGGCGCAAGUCCAGCAAGUCCAGCAAGCUCAGCAAGCUCAUAGUCAAAAUCCGAUGCACUUGCAAUCCCAAACAUCAGGCCAAGUUCAACCUCAAGGGCCUAACCAUCCUCUCAGUGGCAUUCAAGCUGGUCAUGCUGCGGAUGCAUCAACCAUGUCCGGCUUGCCAUUUAGCUCCUCAAUGUUAUUCCCUCAGCAUCUCUGGCCAAGCCUCAGCUCAUCUGCCUCUGGACCAACAUCAGCCAGCGGUGCCGACUUUGCCCCGGGCGCAGCUACAACAAAUAGCACUGCCGCUCUGGCAGCCGCCGCCGCCGCCGCAGCAGCAGCAGCAGCCAAUGGUACGGCGGGACUCAAUCCGUUUCAGCAGUUGGGCAUGCAAGCCAUGCAGUCAGCAUCCUCCCAGAAUAGCUCGGGUUUGCCCUCGAAUUUGGCACGGGGCCCCUCUGGAGCAUUGAGUGUGCUUGGUGGACCUCUCAAGGGCAUGGUCGGAGGCAUGAUGCCUGGAUCAAGUAAUAGUGCUACGCCAGCGACCGGCGCAUCUGGCAAUGGUGCAGUCAUGUCUCAGGCCUCCUCUCUAAACAUGCCCUAUCAAGGCCUAGCAUGGCCUACCAAUGGGCCAUCGUCGGCUCUUGUCAAUUCCUUGUGGGGCUCUGCAGGGGCACCUUCGAGCAUGACUUCCAGCAACGGAAGCGGCCCCAUGCAGAAUCCCAUGGACCUCUUGCGUCAGCAACUACAGCUUCAACAGCUGCUUCAGAACGGAUCUUUGUUUCCGAGCAACUCAGGCUCUGGUGGACCGAUGAACGGUGAUGCUUUUGGUGCCGUGGCUGCUUUGGGUCAUGCCACCAAUUCCACGGCCCCAGCCUCGGUGCAAUCUUCUACGCUAGGGUCCUUGCCCAUGGUCCCUGGCGAGUCGGACGAGCGGGAUCAACGUCGCCGGGAGCGAAAUCGUCAAAAGUCGGUGCGCUACCGUCGCCGCAAGCGCAUGCGUCUUGAGAAUCUAGUCGAGGUAGCGCAUGAUUUGCAUCAACAUUGUCAGAAGCAGCACGAGCAGCUGCGUACGGCCUUAGCGCAACAGGGCGGGCCUGUCAAGUUGCCCGCUCUGCAGACAGAGUCGACACCGUCUGCGGGUGCCCACCAGCCCGUGGAUGGAGGCAGCAAAGGCACGGAGGACACUGUGAAUCAUCAAAAGCAAAAGCCUCGUCUGAGUGAAUCAGAUGCCAGUAUCGACUUGGCUGGAACCGCUGACGGAGAGGAUGAUGGUACUGAUGACUUGCCCGAGCUGUCUUUGUCCGUUCCCAAGACCGAAGCAGCUGCUCUGGCAGCGUAUCAAGAACGCAUGUCUAUCAUCCAGGGCUCCUUUGAAGAACCAUACACCAAAGUCUCUCUUCCGGCUCGCCUCGAGGCGUGGGAAGCG
Messenger RNA from Monosiga brevicollis MX1, 2405 nucleotides. RefSeq lists its product as uncharacterized. Gene Ontology annotation, biological process: mitotic chromosome condensation. The transcript is spliced from 4 exons. The record is from RefSeq and is a predicted model, not a curated record. The annotation marks the transcript as partial. NCBI's taxonomy places the organism in Eukaryota, Choanoflagellata, Craspedida, Salpingoecidae. Gene Ontology annotation, molecular function: chromatin binding. Gene Ontology annotation, cellular component: condensin complex; condensed chromosome; chromatin.